Molecule: messenger RNA, 405 nt
Organism: Cooperia oncophora
Lineage: Eukaryota; Metazoa; Nematoda; Chromadorea; Rhabditida; Trichostrongylidae
Source: the annotation of a GenBank genome assembly
AUGUUCUUUCAAAGAACAUUCGUAUACUUUCUAUACCAAAUAAGGAGAUUCAAGCAACUCCGAGUUAACCAGGAAGUUCAUAAACGAAAUAGUACGACUAUACGAUCCACUACCUUGGCGGUAAAGCUUGGUUGGGAUUAUCAUAGCUGGUCAGGUGUUCCUAUAGAAGAUUUACUGAGCGUAGUGGAACUGAAGGAGUUAGAAGAAGGUAAGUUAUCUUAUGGAAUGGUCACAUUAGAAGAGCUAUUACGCAUAGGGACAGCAAGUAUUAUUGGAGAGAGUGUUUCCAAGAAGAACGAAGAAGGACGCUUUGGUCGGAAACGUGAUGCUACUGACGAAAGUCCGCAGGAAAACGUAUUUCCAAAGAUGCCACGUGUUGUAGAAGAGGAGAAUGGAGAUACUUAG